Cyclopterus lumpus (lumpfish) is the source of this 2745-nucleotide messenger RNA. It is a transcript of the gene otud5a, whose product is annotated as OTU deubiquitinase 5a. Gene Ontology annotation, biological process: protein deubiquitination. The transcript has 9 exons. NCBI's taxonomy places the organism in Eukaryota, Metazoa, Chordata, Actinopteri, Perciformes, Cyclopteridae. The record is from RefSeq and is a predicted model, not a curated record. Gene Ontology annotation, molecular function: cysteine-type deubiquitinase activity; K63-linked deubiquitinase activity. The coding region runs from base 289 to 1971 and encodes 560 amino acids.
AACCCGGAAGUGACGUCGCGCGCCGUCAGACGGUGUUGAUGUUUUGUGGACUGGUCGGAGGAAGAAGAGGAGCCGCGUUUUGUUUUUGUUCAACUGAACCGUCGAGGAGACGCCGAGCCGGAGUCCCGUCGCCCGCUCCGGUUCCUUCAGGACCUAAAGUCGGUGUCUGGAGCCGAGCGGCCGGUCCGGAGCGCGGAUACACCGACGGUUUUGAUCCAGAAAGGGAGGACUCGUCACCCUCUGACCCUCCACCCCACCCCCCCCAACACACACACACACACACACACCAUGACGAUCCUCCCGAAGAAGAAGCCCAGCUCCGGGGUCGGAGUUUCGGACCACGCCGAUGACAGUGACCGCCGGAGCGGCUCCGACCCGCACCAGCACCCGCACGCGGGGCGGACCGGAGCCCGGCCGAGGGCGUCCCCUCCGCCGUGGUCCUACCAGCCCGCUCCGCCCUCCUCCGCUCGGGACGACCGGCGGAGCAUCGAGGCGAGCUCCCGGCCGCAGCAGGCCUCCCCGCCGCCCGUCGGCUCCGCGUCCCCGGUAGGGGGGCCGCCUGGCGACGGCCGGGACGGCGGUGGCGGAGGGUCGGCGGGCCCCGGCGCCCGCGGAGAGCUCGCCGCGUCGGCCGGCGGCGUUGUGAUCGGCGGCUGCGGCGGAGGCGGCUGCUGCUCUGGGCCCGGACUGAGCAAGAGGCGGCGGCAGGCAGGCAGCUGCUCCGGAGGGGGGGUGGUGGCGGCGGCUCUGGCCGGGGGAGGCCAGUCCGGGGGGACCGGAUCCGGAGGCUCCAGCCAGGACCCGGAGGAGGCAGCCGGGAACAACAGCGAGGACGAGUACGAGAACGCGGCCCGGCUGCAGUCGAUGGACCCGGCCACCGUGGAGCAGCAGGAGCACUGGUUUGAAAAAGCUCUGAGGGAAAAGAAAGGUUUCGUCAUCAAGAAGAUGAAGGAGGACGGAGCGUGUCUGUUCAGAGCCGUGGCUGACCAGGUGUACGGGGAUCAGGACAUGCAUGAAGUGGUCAGGAAACACUGUAUGGACUACCUGAUGAAGAACGCAGACUAUUUCUCUAACUACGUGACGGAGGACUUCACCACAUACAUCAACAGGAAGAGGAAAAACAAUUGCCACGGAAACCACAUCGAGAUGCAGGCGAUGGCCGAGAUGUACAACCGACCAGUGGAGGUGUACCAGUACAGUACAGAGCCAAUCAACACGUUCCACGGCAUCCACCAGAACAACGAUGAGCCGAUCAGAGUGAGCUACCAUCGCAACAUCCACUACAACUCGGUGGUGAACCCCAACAAGGCCACGAUCGGGGUCGGACUGGGACUGCCCGCCUUCAAACCCGGGUACGCGGAGCAGACGCUGAUGAAGUCGGCCAUCAAGACGUCGGAGGAGUCGUGGAUCGAGCAGCAGAUGCUGGAGGACAAGAAGAGAGCGACGGACUGGGAGGCCACCAACGAGGCCAUCGAGGAGCAGGUGGCCCGGGAGUCCUACCUGCAGUGGCUCCAGGACCAGGAGAAGCAGGCCCGCCAGCCCCGCAAGGCGACCGCCACCUGCAGCUCGGCGACGGCGGCGGCCUCCAGCGGACCGGACGACUGGAGCACCCGGUCGCCGCGGCAACGCGACUGCGACCCCUCCCACUCCCACUCCCACUCUCACUCCGACCUCCUGACGGCCCCGUCGACCCACAACAAGCCCCCCUCCCCCGCCGGAGCCGCCCUCAUCCUGAGCAAACCCCCCUCCCCCUGUGCACCAGGUCCCAGUAAUCAGAGUCGUCAUAAUUUGGAGUACAGAGCCAUCAUGCAGGAGAUGUCACCAACAGCGUUUGGUCUGACGGACUGGGAGGACGAUGAGAUCUUGGCGUCGGUGCUGGCCGUCUCCCAGCAGGAGUACCUGGACAGCAUGAAACAUCAGAGCUCCGCCUCCAUGCAUCGAGAGAGAGAGCCGUCACCCGACAGCAGCUGAUAGCCGGCCCAGACACACACACACACACACACACACACACACACACACACACACAACGAUGACCUUUGCCCUCUGACCCCCCUCCUCACCUCUGACCCUCAGAAGGAGAUCGACCAGGGAAAAAAUAAAACAUCAAACAAAGAAAUGCACACUUGUUUUUUUCUGCGGACAUUUCAACUCAUCAGUUGCUCACUCGUCUUCUUGUUUCCUUCCCUCCUUUCCUCCUUUCCUCAUCCAUGACCUUCUCCUUCCAGCCAAUAGUGAUCCAGCAUUAUCCCCCCUCGCCCCCCCCCCCCUCAUCUUCUUCUCCUGGUUACAACCCACUUGGGGCUCCGUCUUAAUGCUGAUUUGGGAUCAGUUGUGAUUGGAGGAUUUUAUUUUGAAAUUCACAAUCGGUUUUUAAUUUUAAUAUCUUUUGCUUUGGUGUUAACAGUUCAGGCUGUUAGCUCUGAGGCUAUCAGGACUAUUGGUUUCAAUGAGGAAUGCUAGCUGUCACCUCAAGUCUUACUGUUUUAAAGCUACUUCCCUGUUAACAGCGCUGACUGGUUAGCAUAGCUAACCUCGUAGCUCCCGCUGGCGGCCAUUUUGUGCCGAGUCCAGUUUCCAUCAACUGGGAAACGAGUCGCUCUGUACAACUCUCCCUCUCUCCUCCUCCUCCUCCUCCAAACCGCCACCAUCGGACUUAUUUAGCUGCAUGUUUAAUCAACCACGACCAAUAUCAUCAUAGAGAAAAAGCGACAAAAAAAAAAAAAACGGAAAUAAAAAAUGUGAGAA